Molecule: messenger RNA, 2509 nt
Organism: Cricetulus griseus (Chinese hamster)
Lineage: Eukaryota; Metazoa; Chordata; Mammalia; Rodentia; Cricetidae
Source: RefSeq, a predicted model, not a curated record
AUGUCUGUGAGGCCUUUUGAAAGUCCACCUCCUUAUCGACCUGACGAAUUCAAACCCAAUCAUUAUGCACCAAGCAAUGACGUGUAUGGUGGAGAAAUGCACGUUCGACCAAUGCUGUCUCAGCCGGCGUACUCCUUUUACCCAGAAGAUGAAAUUCUUCACUUCUACAAAUGGACGUCGCCCCCGGGAGUGAUUCGGAUCCUGUCUAUGCUCAUUAUUGUGAUGUGCAUUGCCAUAUUUGCCUGUGUGGCUUCCACACUUGCUUGGGACAGAGCCUAUGGAACCGGCAUCUUUGGAGGUAGCCUAGGCUACCCUUAUGGAGGAAGUGGCUUUGGUAGCUUUGGAAGUGGCUAUGGCUAUGGUUAUGGCUACGGUUAUGGCUAUGGAGGGUAUACAGAUCCAAGAGCAGCAAAAGGUUUCCUGUUGGCCAUGGCAGCCUUUUGCUUCAUUGCCUCCUUGGUAAUAUUUGUUACCAGUGUUAUAAGAUCUGGAAUGUCCAGAACAAGAAGAUAUUACUUGAUUGUGAUCAUAGUCAGUGUUAUCCUGGGCAUCCUGGUGUUUAUUGCCACGAUUGUGUAUAUAAUGGGAGUCAAUCCAACUGCCCAGGCUUCUGGAUCUAUGUACGGUUCCCAGAUCUAUGCCAUAUGCAAUCAGUUCUAUACUCCUGGAGCUACUGGACUCUACGUGGAUCAAUAUCUGUAUCACUACUGUGUGGUGGAUCCCCAGGAGGCUAUAGCCAUUGUCCUGGGAUUCAUGAUUAUUGUGGCCUUUGCUUUAAUCAUUUUUUUUGCUGUGAAAACCCGAAGAAAGAUGGACCGAUAUGACAAGUCCAAUAUUUUGUGGGAUAAGGAACAUAUUUAUGAUGAACAGCCCCCCAAUGUUGAAGAGUGGGUUAAAAAUGUGUCUGCAGGCACACAAGACAUGCCUCCACCGCCAUCUGACUAUGCAGAGAGAGUGGACAGUCUGAUGGCCUACUCCUCUAAUGGCAAAGUGGACGGCAAGCGGUCAUACCCAGAGUCUUUCUAUAAGUCAACACCCUUGGUACCUGAAGUGGCUCAGGAGCUUCCUUUGACUUCGCCUGUGGAUGACUUCAGGCAGCCUCGGUACAGCAGCAGUGGUAACCUAGAGACACCUUCAAAGAGGGCUCCCACAAAGGGAAGAACGGGAAAGCUGAAGAGAACAGAGCCGGACUACUAUGAAACAGACUACACUACAGGUGGUGAAUCGUGUGACGAGUUGGAGGAGGACUGGGUUAGGGAAUAUCCACCUAUCACUUCCGAUCAACAAAGACAGCUCUACAAGAGAGAUUUUGACACAGGUCUACAGGAGUACAAGAGUUUACAAGCUGAACUCGACGAGGUCAAUAAAGAGCUCUCUCGUCUAGACAAAGAACUGGAUGACUACAGAGAAGAAAAUGAAGAGUACAUGGCUGCUGCUGAUGAAUAUAAUAGACUAAAGCAAGUUAAAGGAUCUGCAGAUUAUAAAAGUAAGAGGAAUUACUGCAAGCAGUUGAAGAGCAAAUUGUCGCACAUCAAGAGGAUGGUGGGGGACUAUGACAAACGGAAGACUUAGGCUGGUGCCACUGUUGAAGAAAUGAGGCACGUCUGUCUGCCUGAUGUCUCUGCAAUUCUCUUCAGAGGCUAAGUGACUUUGGACUCUAAUCUGGGAAGUUAAAACUUUGUGAUCAUGACAAAGUUUCAUAGCUUUAAUACCAUCAGUUUCAUAUCAUCAGUAUUGAAACAUUUUAUAAACGGCUUUUGAUAAUCCACUGGGCUGAACACUCCAAUUAAAAAAUUUACACUUUCAGCCAGGCGUUGGUGGCACACGCCUUUAAUCCCAGCACUCGGGAGGCAGAGGCAGGCAGAGCUCUGUGAGUUCAAGGCCAGCCUGGUCUUCAGAGCGAGUGCCAGGAUAGGCUCCACUACAAUACAGAGAAACCCUGUCUCAAAAAACAAAACAAAAACAACACAAUAAAAAUUUACACUUUCAACAUUGAUUUUUGUAAUUAAGAAUGAAAUGUUGUUUAAGGUCUAAAUUUAAAGACAGGUCCUAGUGUGGACUGUGUUGUGAAUUUUCACAUGCCAGACAGUGAUGUCUUAAUACCCAAGUGUGUUCCUCCAGGUGGAGGCCAUCUCAUUAAUCAUCUCAACAGCCCUUCAGGUGACUGUUAUUUAUGAUCACUUUUCAGGUGAGGAAGUUGGGUCCCUGCUGUGGUAUCUCCACAGUGAAAUUGCUUGCUUUCCAAAGGUAGUUUUGGCUAAGUCUGUUUUAUGACUGCAAAUGAGCAAAUAGUAGCAUAUCCCUCCCCUUUUGUAUUUCCACUACUGUGUACAGUACAUUCUGUCGGUCACCUUCCCUACUGGUAUUUUUCUUAUAUUGACUUUAACAUAAAUGAUUGGGAUUAUUUUGGCUUCACAUUUUUUCCUAAUACUUAAAAUCCUGUAAAAUUAACAAAUGUGUGAAAUUUAAAACUUGUAAAUAUAUAUUCACUUUUGAAAGAUCAUUUUAA